UGCGGCGGGGCAAGGCGUAACGUCGGCGCGUCCUGACGUCAACACGGCACAAGCGCUGUUGGAGCUGACGUCAGUUCCUGGUGGUGCAAGAUGGCGGCGCUGAGGGCGAGUGCAGGAGUGCCCAGAGGAUGUAUCCAUGCUUUGCUGGGACUGAGAAUGCCCACCCUCCUUGCUCCCUGCACCUUUGCUCCUCCCAUUUUCAGGCAGAACCUAGCGACUGAGGCUAAAAAAACAUAUCUGCGAGAAAAGCCGCACAUGAACAUCGGGACGAUCGGACACGUGGACCAUGGGAAAACUACGCUAACGGCUGCCAUCACCAAAGUCCUGGCGGAGGCUGGAGGAGCCAGGUUCAAGAAAUAUGAGGACAUCGACAAUGCACCAGAGGAAAAGGCACGGGGCAUCACUAUCAAUGCCUCCCACGUGGAGUACACGACCCCCAACCGCCACUACGCUCACACCGACUGUCCUGGGCACGCCGACUACGUGAAGAACAUGAUCACAGGCACAGCGCAGCUGGACGGAUGCAUCCUGGUUGUCGCAGCUACUGACGGGCAGAUGCCUCAGACCCGGGAGCACCUUCUGUUGGCCAAGCAGAUCGGAGUGGACCACAUUGUAGUGUACGUGAACAAAGCAGACGCAGUGGAGGAUGGCGAGAUGCUGGACUUGGUCGAGCUGGAGGUCCGGGAGCUGCUCAGUGAGUUUGGAUACGACGGGGAGAAGACACCCGUGAUCUGUGGCUCUGCCCUCUAUGCACUGGAAAACCGGGAGGCAAAGAUGGGCAGAGAGUCGAUUCUGAAACUGCUGGAGGCUGUGGACACCUUCAUUCCUCUUCCCAAACGGGACCUGGAUCACCCGUUCCUGCUGCCCAUUGAGCAGAUCUACUCCAUCCCAGGGCGAGGAACAGUAGUGACGGGAACACUGGAGAGAGGCAUUAUCAAAAAGGGAGAUGACUGUGAGUUCAUUGGUCACAACAAGAGCCUGCGCUCCGUGGUCACUGGGAUCGAGAUGUUCCACCAGAACCUAGAGCGGGCCGAGGCGGGAGACAACCUGGGGGCUCUGGUGCGCGGCCUGAAGCGGGAGGACGUGCGCCGUGGGAUGGUGCUGUGUAAGCCUGACUCUGUCAGGCCCCACCAGAAGGUGGAGGCACAGGUGUACGUACUGAGUAAGGAAGAAGGGGGUCGUCACAAGCCGUUCGUCACUAACUUCAUGCCAGUGAUGUUCUCCCUCACGUGGGACAUGGUCUGCCGGGUGGAACUGCCAAAGGGCAAGGAGCUGGUCAUGCCUGGGGAAGACACCUCCCUCACCCUCACUCUGCGGCAGCCCAUGGUGUUGGAGAAAGGCCAGCGUUUCACCCUGAGGGACGGAAACAAGACCAUUGGCACAGGUCUGGUCACCAGUGUCCUGCAGAGCACGCCCGAUGACAUCAACUGGGGCUGACCUGUGCCCCUCAGCGCACCCAUGCCAAAUCCUGAAACUGGUCUCUCCCCAAGGUCUCUCACUCUCUCUCAGAUGUUAUUUAAAAUGUUCUUUUUUAUUAAAAAUAAACUCAUUGAGGAACGAAAA
Molecule: messenger RNA, 1563 nt
Organism: Hypanus sabinus (Atlantic stingray)
Lineage: Eukaryota; Metazoa; Chordata; Chondrichthyes; Myliobatiformes; Dasyatidae
Gene: tufm
Product: Tu translation elongation factor, mitochondrial
Exons: 11
Coding region: 91-1437 (448 amino acids)
Biological process (GO): mitochondrial translational elongation
Cellular component (GO): mitochondrion
Molecular function (GO): GTPase activity; GTP binding; translation elongation factor activity
Source: RefSeq, a predicted model, not a curated record